Clarias gariepinus (North African catfish) is the source of this 2631-nucleotide messenger RNA. RefSeq names its product XK related 7a (gene xkr7a). The coding region runs from base 16 to 1641 and encodes 541 amino acids. NCBI's taxonomy places the organism in Eukaryota, Metazoa, Chordata, Actinopteri, Siluriformes, Clariidae. The record is from RefSeq and is a predicted model, not a curated record. The transcript is spliced from 3 exons. Gene Ontology annotation, biological process: engulfment of apoptotic cell; apoptotic process involved in development; phosphatidylserine exposure on apoptotic cell surface. Gene Ontology annotation, cellular component: plasma membrane.
UUUCCUACAACAAACAUGGCCGCGAAGUCGGACGGCACGGCCGUGCCGCUACAGAACGACACCCCGCCCCUGUGCGCUCGCAGUCCCGGGCUGAGCUCGCCGCGCGGUCGCUACUCUCUGCUGGACUGCUGCUGGACGCUCGGCGCUCUCCUCGUGUUUUUCUCGGACGGGGCCUCCGACCUGUGGCUGGCCGCCGACUACUAUCUGCGGCACUACUACCGCUGGUUCGCGCUCACGCUCGUCUUCGUGGUCGUGCCGUCCGUGGUGGUGCAAGUGCUGAGCUUCCGCUGGUUCGCGUAUGACUUCUUGGAGUCGAGCAGCGCCGGGUCCGCCGCGGCCGCCGUGGUGGCUGCGUCCGGAGCGCAGAGGCGCUUCAGCACCGCGGAGAGCGGCGCCCGGACCCGCUGCUGCAGAGCCUGCGCCUGGCUCUUCCACAGCAUCGUGCACAUCCUCCAGCUAGCCCAGGUCUGGAGGUAUAUCCAUUCCCUGUAUUUGGGAGUGCAGAGCCGAUGGCGUGGGGACAGCGGACACAGACACUUUUACUGGCGCAUGAUGUUCGAGAGUGCGGAUAUCAGCAUGUUACGGCUGCUGGAGACCUUCCUGAAGAGCGCUCCUCAACUCGUCCUGCAGCUCAGCAUCAUGGUCCAGGCCAUGCAGGUCCUUCCUUUACAAGGCCUGUCUGCUUCUGCCUCGCUGGUGUCUCUUGCCUGGAUGAUGGCGUCCUACCAAAAAGCUCUGCGGGACUCCCGAGAUGACAAGCUUCCCAUGUCUUACAAAGCAGCAGUUGUGCAGAUGCUUUGGCACUUGUUCAUGGUUGGGGCACGGGCUAUGGCGUUUGCACUGUUUGCCUCAAUCUUUCAACUCUACUUUGGGAUCUUCAUCGUGGCCCAUUGGUGUGCCAUGACCUUUUGGAUCAUCCAAGGUGAAACAGACUUCUGCAUGUCAAAGUGGGAGGAGAUCAUUUACAACAUGAUGGUGGGCAUCGUGUAUGUGUUCUGCUGGUUCAGUGUGCGAGAGGGACCCACACGUUGCCGCCUGCUUCUCUACAGCUUCAUAGUACUGGCCGAAAACGUGGCCCUCACUUCCGCAUGGUACUUGUACCGUGGCCCACGCAUCUCUGACUUCUAUGCUGUAGUGGUGGUAUGCGUUGUGGCCUGUAGCUACGCCCUGGGUACCUUCUUCAUGUUUGUGUACUACUGCCUGCUGCACCCAGAUGGGCCUGUGACAGUUGCCCAUCUGGGAUGUGGAACAAUGGAGGCAGGUGCUGUGUCAGAAGCCUGUCUUUCUACAGUGACCUCUGCUCCUCCUCCAGAUGUGGUAAGCAGCCCACCCAGGACGUUGCAGAGGACUAAAGGAGGAGGGGAGCAGGAUGCAGUAGGUGAUGGGGCGGAUGUAUUUCAGGUGCGCCCUCCUGCUUGUUUAAGGACUUCUGCACCCCGCCCCACCCCAAAGACAGAAGGGCCGGUUAUUCGAAUCGACCUGCCCAGGAAACAGUACCCUGCCUGGGAUGCUCAUUUCAUUGACCGCAGGCUCCGCAAGACCAUCUUGGUCCUUGAGGGUGCAGCACCAGGCACACCCAGGAUUCAGUACCGCUGUUUGGGCACACCAAAGGAGGUGAUGGAGUAUGAAACAACAGUGUGAAUGCACCACAUUCUCACAAGAGAGUCUACCUGCUCUCUUACUCAAAAUGCAGGAAGCUGUCAUCCAAUCAGCCUGCACUCAAAUCACCCUCCUGCUAAUGGCAGAGAGGGGGCGUACAAAGACAGAAGAGAUUACAGACAGUGCUAGUCAGGUCUCUGCACCAAAUGACCUCUUUUUUUCUUUAACUUCGGUAGAAUUAUGCAUUAAAAGCAGUGCGAUCUAAGUGGUAAAGGCUUCUUGUUAGCGACUGCCAGAGAGCCCCACUUUGUAUUUGGCAAGAGCCAAACAUUUAAGCAAGAUUUCUUUAUUGCCAAGCUGAAUGCACAAACUGUCUCUACCUAUAGUAGUAAGUCACUUUGGUUAAAAGCAUCUGCAAGAUCCAUAAUACUCCAGCUUUUUCGACCUAUUCUUUAUCUAACCUCUUAGUAACCAGGACAACUGUUCUAAAGCUUUGGUUUCCAAGUUACGUGAAACAUCACAGUUGUGAAAGAGUUUUUUUUUUCUGAGUUCUAUUUCAUACCCCUAGCCCUUAGGGAAAAAAACGUCCAACAAAAAACAGCUCAGUGGCUUGCACCUUAUAUAAAUUAUAAAUAAAACAGGACCAGCAGGGAGAUCAUUGCAUUACACUGACACUUUUCAUCACCCUCUGUAGGGCGUUAAAUGUAGUGCAUGACAUGUGAUAAUAAGCCAUAAAAUACUUUAAUGAGUAUAAUAAGUAUCAUUUGUUUUUAAAUUAAAGCCAUUGUUGGUUGUCAAGAUGUACCCAUUUCUCCUGGGACUAAAAACUCAUAUUGUUUAAACCUGAAGUGCCAAACAAUAGAUGUCUCUUUAGUUCAUUCUUCACAGUAACGAUUCUCCUUCAUUUAAAACCUAUAUCUAUUUUUCAUCAAAACUAAGCCUAACAGCAUUCUUAUUUUAUAACAGCAUCAUAUUUAGGUCUGACAGCUAAUGUUAGCAUUUUUUGGCUGUUAAAAUGUAUAUGUUUUUCAC